This is a messenger RNA of Penicillium daleae, 1224 nucleotides long. RefSeq names its product actin-related protein ArpA. Lineage: Eukaryota; Fungi; Ascomycota; Eurotiomycetes; Eurotiales; Aspergillaceae. The record is from RefSeq and is a predicted model, not a curated record. Bases 1 to 1224 code for a protein of 407 amino acids. The transcript has 2 exons.
AUGGCAGAGGCUACCCUUCACAACGUGCCGAUUGUCAUUGACAAUGGCAGCGGUACCAUUCGAGCUGGAUUUGCCGGCGAGGAAAUCCCGUCAUGUUAUUUCCCGUCGUUUGUCGGUCGCCCCAAACACCCACGGGUCAUGGCUGGUGGUCUAGAGGGCGAUUCAUUCAUCGGUCAGCGCGCGCAGGACCUCCGUGGUCUACUCAAGAUCAGGUACCCGCUCGAGCAUGGAAUUGUGACAAAUUGGGAGGAUAUGGAGUCAAUUUGGCACUACGUCUACGAGAACGAGCUCAAGACCCUCCCGGAGGAGCACCCCGUGCUGCUCACCGAACCGCCGUUGAACCCUCGCGCCAACCGUGAUAUGGCCGCCCAGCUCAUGUUCGAGGCUUUCAAUGUACCGGCACUUUACAUGUCGAUCCAGGCCGUGCUGUCUCUGUACGCGUCUGGCCGCACAACGGGUGUUGUCCUAGAUUCUGGAGAUGGCGUCUCUCACGCUGUGCCGGUGUUCGAAGGCUUCGCGAUCCCCAACAGUAUUCGGAGAAUUGACGUGGCUGGUCGCGAUGUUACAGAACAGAUGCAAUUGCUAUUGCGGAAAGCCGGCCAUGUGUUGCAUACCAGCGCGGAGAAGGAGGUCGUGCGGAUGAUCAAGGAGAAGGUCUGCUACGUGUCGCUGGACCCGAAGCGCGAAGAAAAAGAGUGGAUGAACAAUUAUCACAAGUCGGAUGCCAAGGCGAUCGAUUACACGCUACCUGAUGGUCACAAGAUCAAGGCGAGUCUUAUCGAAGAAUUGAAUUUGAAACUUGGAGAUACCCCCUUUACUGACUUGAGUUCUUUCUUUAUUGUGCAGAUCGGUCAAGAACGUUAUCGUGCCCCUGAAAUUCUCUUCGAUCCUGAGCUUAUCGGCCUCGAAUACCCUGGUGUACACCAGAUUGUUCAAGAUGCGAUCACACGUACCGACCUUGACCUACGCAAAUCGUUAUACCUCAACAUUGUUCUCUCUGGUGGCUCCACGUUGUGCAAGAACUUCCCCGAUCGUCUCAUGCGUGAGAUUAAACGACUUGCCGUCGAGGACAUGAAGAUCCGGAUCUCGGCACCCGCGGAGCGCAAGUACACAACUUGGAUUGGUGGUAGUAUUCUUGCCGGUCUGAGCACUUUCAGAAAGAUGUGGGUGAGCGCGGAUGAAUGGCAUGAGGACCCCGAGAUCAUCUUCAAAAGAUUCGCAUAA